GAACAAGGAAAAAGAAAAAAGAAAUAAGAAUUUAGUUAAUGCUUAUAUCUAGUAUCUACUCAGGCUGUAGCCUCGUACGUAUAUCUAGUAGGUAAUAACCAUAUGUGCAGUAUCAAAUUCAUUUAUACCCACCUUUUGAUCUACCUUCUUCACGCCGAGCAAUACAUUCGUGUCAGAAACUCGCGGUACUCACUUUGCAUAUCCUCCCAUUGUUAACCAACACCUUGCACAUAUUCAUUCUGAAGAAAUAGUAGUCAUGGAGACAAGUCAGGAUACACCGGGCUGUUACCACCACACGGCCUCGCAAUACGACCAAAACCUCAUCUCCACACAAGUCUUCUUCUCCCAGUGUCUUAGCCAUCUAGGCCCUACCAGUAGCCGGGUUCAUCACCAAGAAGACACAGAGCCGUUGACCCAACAGCUCAGGCCUCUGUUCUGGAAGGGCCAGUUUGGGCCCGUCGCUGCUGCGAUCAAGCUAUGUGAGACCGACCCUUUGGCGGAGUCGAUCACGGUGGAGGAACUAGUGCCCCUAUUCGUAGCAUGCGCAACUGCACCAGCGACCAUAGAAACCAUCCAAGCCUCAGCCAGCCAAAACAUUCUCGCCUCCCCCCUAUUCCGCCAAGCCCUCAUCGUGACCUCCUUGAAAAGCGGCAACGAUCCCCUCGCCCGCGCUCUCAUCACCCACGCACCCGCCACCCCUCCACCCCCGGAAACCUGCGUGUUCAAGAUGCACCUCUCCUCCCUCGUCGAAGAAGAGGAGAUCCCCGCGGGCGCGUGGGCCGCCCUCGUGACAGCCGGGUGGGCCGCGCCAUCCGCGAAGCUGGUCCUCUGGGGCGCGUCCAGCAGCAGCGGGCCCGACGGCGUCGCCUUGCUCGAAGCCCUCGCCGCCGCCGGCUACGACAUGCACGCGAACGCGACGUACAGGGAGGCGCUGCCGUCGCUGGCGCUCGUCACCAGCGAGCCGGAGGUCAUCGCGCACCUGUUCGCGCUGUACGGCGUGGUGCCGACGAGCGACAUGCUGGUCCAGGCCGUGGAGGCGCGGGACGCGGGCCGCGUGGAGGUGCUGAGGUGGCUGCUGGACACGUACGCGCUCGACGUGAACUAUGUCCGCACGGGAGGACGCGGGCCCUUCGACGCGGACCCGGCGCGCGCGGGCGACCCGAGGGAGAGGGCGGAGAUGGAGCAUGCGGUGCGGCAGGCGGGGAGGCUGGAGAAGCCGAGGACGGCGCUGCAUGCUGCGGUGCUCAGAGGGAACGCGGAGGCGUGUGAGUUUUUGAGGGGGAGAGGCGCGGUGGAUGGCGCUGCGUCGGAGCUACGCCGUGACUUAUAUGAUAAAUAGCCUGGCUCAAGCAAGUAUGGAGUUUUGAUGAAGAUGGCCAUUCGACCAGUUAUGCUUAGAAUACCUACAAGUUGCAUAGGCACAUACAUACAUACAUACCUACCCAGAAUACCAACCAGCUGCGUACUAGGUACCUACCUACCUACCUACCUACCUAGGCAGGCAAAGAAGCAGUUCCCAAGAAUGUUGCUCAAACGCGAAUAGGCUAUAACUAAAUAAGACUCAUAAAUAAAGGGACAUUUUGGAU
This is a messenger RNA of Hypoxylon fragiforme, 1586 nucleotides long. RefSeq lists its product as uncharacterized. Lineage: Eukaryota; Fungi; Ascomycota; Sordariomycetes; Xylariales; Hypoxylaceae. Gene Ontology annotation, molecular function: protein binding. The transcript is spliced from 2 exons. Bases 257 to 1339 code for a protein of 360 amino acids. The record is from RefSeq and is a predicted model, not a curated record.